UUGUCCUACGACGACAUGGCCUACGCCGCAGCGCUGGAGUUCGUAACGACGGGUUCAAACAACGGACACGAUCGACCAAACGGCACCGCCUUUUUCAAUAGUAUCGAAGUGGUGACUGAUGUUGCCUGGCACGGUUUUCAGACGUCAGUUAUGGUGGUUAAGCAGAGCACGGCUGAGUUUUACGAUCAGCCUCAUGACAUAUUGUAUUAUCUUGGCUGUUCCACAGAAGAUCGCCAGGGCUUCAAGAUGACCCAGGACUGCCCUGAUUUCUUUCAUGGCAUUGCGGCCGGCGCCCCGCAUCUCGCAUAG
Molecule: messenger RNA, 309 nt
Organism: Pseudomassariella vexata
Lineage: Eukaryota; Fungi; Ascomycota; Sordariomycetes; Amphisphaeriales; Pseudomassariaceae
Exons: 1
Source: RefSeq, a predicted model, not a curated record